AUGCGCAUAGCGACGCUGAUUGCACUCGUGCAGCUGUCGCUCGCUACAGCUGUUUCAGACGAGUUCAACAGCCUCACAGCGGCUGAGUUGAACCUACAACUCUCUCCUGAAAAUGCCCUGUCUCCAUUCUACGAGAGCUCUGAGGAAGGUGUCACCUUUGUCAGAGGCUCAAGAGCAGCCGACUCGCCAUUGUCACCAGACAUAGACGUUCAAUGUUCAAAUGAUUAUAUCGAUGUGACAGUAGAAUUCUCGGAUAUAUAUGAUGGAAUUAUUUAUAGUAAAGGAUAUUUGAGCGACCCUAAUUGCAAAUACGUGUCACUGGGAGGCAGCCAAUCUAGGUACUCAUUCCGAGUUCCCUUAAAUGGUUGCGGCUCUAGACCUCUCUGCAAUGCUUGCGGCACCAUCGACAAUGUUCUCGUUUUCCAGGCUGAUGACUUCAUCCAGGGCUCAGCUGACUUUGCCCGAAAGAUAUCAUGUGUUCGAACAACCCUAGAAGUAUCAGCUGGAUCAGAUGGCAGUGCAGGUGCUGGAGCUUUAGCAGUUAGAGAUGAACAUACUCUAAAACUGAAGCCAUUUAUGGUUGACAUGUUAGAUAUAGUUGCUGUCCAAGGACCAGCUGGAGGUGUCGAGUGCUGGAUGGAUAUACAGAAGGGAGUGUUCCCUAAUACAACCCCGUUGAAAGAUUCAAUCAAGAUAGGCGAAUAUCUGACUAUCCUGGUGUACCUGAAAGACGUAAGGAACCAGUUCAAUCUGAAGAUACACGACUGCUGGGCCUAUGAUAGUGACAACUAUGACAGCCCCAAAACAAAUAAGAUUCAACUUACAGACAAACAAGGAUGCCCAAAGAAGAAGAAACUGAUUGAUUUGUGGCAGAAGUCAACAAACACAGGCAAGAGUGGAGCCACUUUAAUUGCAUACAGCAAAGUGAGCGCUUUCCGCUUCCCCGAGACUGAUCAAGUUUACCUAACGUGCAAUGUAGAGCUCUGCACAAGCAGUUGCGAUGCGAGCUGCGAUGGAAUUAUCAAGGAAGUGUCAACAACAAUCAGACCGGAUAGAUGUUAUCCGGGAUCAAGAGAGCCUGGAUGUCAAACAGCCACAGCGCCUCCACAAAUCAAAUGCUACCCUGGUUCGACAGACCCAAGGUGUCCUCAACCAACGACAUCGUCACCACUGAGAUGCUAUCCUGGCAGUAAUGACCCGCGUUGCCCCAAACCCACUACUCCUGAGGCACCCAGAUGCUACCCAGGAAGCUCCGACCCUCGCUGUCCUCAGCCCACAACACCAGCACCACCAAGGUGUUUCCCGGGAUCGACAGACCCACGGUGUCCCAAACCCACCACCCCUGAGGCACCUAGAUGCUACCCAGGAAGCUCCGACCCUCGCUGUCCUCAGCCCACAACACCAGCUCCGCCAAGGUGUUUCCCGGGAUCGACAGACCCACGGUGUCCCAAACCCACCACGCCUGAAGCACCUAGGUGCUACCCAGGAAGCUCCGACCCUCGCUGUCCUCAGCCCACAACACCAGCUCCUCCAAAAUGUUUCCCAGGCUCGACAGACCCACGUUGUCCUAAACCUACCACUCCUGAAGCACCCAGAUGCUACCCAGGAAGCUCGGACCCUCGCUGUCCUCAGCCCACAACACCAGCUCCCCCAAGAUGCUUCCCUGGUUCGAGUGACCCACGUUGUCCGAAACCCACCACUCCUGAGGCACCCAGAUGCUACCCAGGAAGCUCGGACCCUCGCUGCCCUCAACCCACAACACCAACUCCGCCAAGAUGUUUCCCGGGAUCAACUGACCCACGUUGUCCUAAACCCACCACUCCUGAAGGACCCAGAUGCUAUCCAGGCAGUUCAGACCCCAGAUGUCCAAACCCGACGAUUCCGACACCUAGUUCCUGUUAUCCAGGUUCAAAAGAUCCAAAAUGUCCUCAACCAUUCGCCCCAAGCAGCACAAAUCCACCAUCCACGUAUCUACCACCAUUCCCUGAUGAAAACGAAAUAAAUGCCGACAAAAGAAUAUCUGCUAACGAAUUAUCGGAUGAUUCUCUUCUUGGCCCAGAUUUUUUCCAGUCCGAACGAACCAAGCCUAGGUCUAGAACAGCCAGAGACGUCAGUGGUAUUAGCGAAGCAGUAGCGAAUACGAGCAACGGGAUAUUUUUGGCAAUAGGGGCAACCGCUUUCAUGGUUCUCUCUGUUACACUGAUGAUUUACUUGUUAAAAUGCAGCAGGAAGGAAAACAGAAAGACCGCGAAUCCUAUUGCUAAAAUCGAAAACCUUUGUUAAUAUAGAACGUGUGUACAAAUGAAAUUUGUUAUUUUAAUGUGAUAUUAUGUUUUUAUACAGUUACGUUACCAUUCUUACAAGUACGAAAUGGCUACGUUUUUUUUUUUUUAAUAUUUUAUUUAGUAAACGACCUGUCACUGCCUACUUUUAGCUUUAUAUUUUUUCGGGCGCUUCAAAAUGCCUAUUUUAUAGUUACAUAAAAUAGUGCCAUACUGACUUGUAUUAAAGUAUUCUCAAAAGAUAUAUUAUGUAUGUAAUUCCUAGUCAAAGUAUAUAUUAUUUUGCAUUGUCAAUUUUUAAUGAAAUCCUUGU
Molecule: messenger RNA, 2595 nt
Organism: Bombyx mandarina (wild silkworm)
Lineage: Eukaryota; Metazoa; Arthropoda; Insecta; Lepidoptera; Bombycidae
Gene: zye
Product: zona pellucida domain-containing protein zye
Source: RefSeq, a predicted model, not a curated record